AUGGGCAAGAAAAUCGAAUGCUACCUGGACUGCGUGUCGCCAUACAGCUUCUACGCCUUCACGUAUCUGCAGAAGAAUGCAGCUGCGUUGGAGAGUCUAGGCGUUGAGAUUGAGUAUAUCCCCGUCUUUCUCGGCGGGAUCAAUGUAGGCAGUGCCGCCUACUCAAAGUACGACGGCAAACGGGCCCAGAAAUACUUCGGCCAUGAGUUCGAGAUUCCGCCCUGGUGGCCGAUCUUGUCGCUUUUGCCCCAAAGAGCCCUAACCUACAUCAAAAGCCACCACCCCAAGGAAUCCCUCUCGGCGGCCUUCCGGAGCUGCUUCGAGACGAUGUGGAAGCGUCAAUUGGACAUUUCCGUGUCUGAGAAUCUGGCCCAGGCUCUUGGGAACGUGUUCAGUGUCGAGGAAGUCCAGAAGAUUAUCACCGCUGCCGGAACGCCUGAGGUUAAGGCUGAAUUAGCGGCGACGACAGCGAGAGUCGUGAAGGAGUUGGGCGCGUUUGGGUGCCCGUGGUUUUGGGUCGUGAAUGGGGAGGGAAAGGGGGAGCCGUUCUUUGGGAGUGACCGGUGGCAUUUUAUGUGGGAGUUCUUGGGGUUGCCGUUUGAGGAUUUGAGGUUGAGGGCUAGGAUUUAG
Molecule: messenger RNA, 630 nt
Organism: Aspergillus bombycis
Lineage: Eukaryota; Fungi; Ascomycota; Eurotiomycetes; Eurotiales; Aspergillaceae
Product: putative DSBA family oxidoreductase
Exons: 5
Coding region: 1-630 (209 amino acids)
Biological process (GO): glutathione metabolic process
Cellular component (GO): mitochondrion; peroxisome
Molecular function (GO): glutathione transferase activity; glutathione peroxidase activity
Source: RefSeq, a predicted model, not a curated record